CAGUCGAAGCAAUCCAUCUCCUUCUUCUUCGUCCCCAAUCCAAUCGAGUGAUUUCCUCUGGUUCUCCUUCCAAUCAAGAAUCCCAGUUGAAUCUCUCCAACUCUCUCGUCUCUUCGACAUCAAUCGCUCCAAUCCACCGCCAUUUUCGCGCUCCUCGCUUCCGUUUGAUCCCCGCUUCCAUUGCCCUAGAAUCCCUUCUUUCUCCCGAUUCUAGGGUUACCGUUGGUUUCUCUCAUGGUUUCUUCUUGCCCUAGAGGAGGGGGAGGAAAAGGAUACGAUGCGACGGUCCCGAUGAAGCGCGACCUCGACGACCUCCACCGCCACCAGCAGCAGUGCGUCGAGUGCGGCGCCGGCGCGGGCGAGCGGUGGCUCCUCCACAACGUCCGCCACAAGGCGGGCUACCGCCUCCUCUGCACCCACUGCGUCCUCAGCUGCUUCCGCGGCAACUUCUGCCCGAUUUGCCUCCAGGUGUUCGACCCCAUCGACUCCCCACCGCACCCCAACCAGCGGGUGAUGUGCCUCAACUGCCCUUCCAUCUCUCACCUCUCCUGCGUUACCUCCAGCUCCAACUCCAAUCACCACUUCCAGUGCCCCUUCUGUUCGAACCCUAAGUUCCGGUUCCUCUCCCUUGGAACGGUGCCGAACGGCGACGACAAGAGGUUGAGGGCGGACGGGAACGCGGGUCUCGAGGCCAUUGCCCGGGGGGCCGUCGGGGAUGAUAGGGAUGAUGUGAGGAGAGUGAUAGACAGGGAGUCGGCCAAGGCUCUGGUUGCAGCGGCGAAGAUCGCGUGCGCCACAAUGAGCAAGGCUGCGGCCAUCGCGAGGGUCGAGGCGGAGCGGAGGGUCAAGGAGGCGGCACUGGCGAGGAAGAGGGCGAGGGAGGCCUUGGAGAGGGUAGCCUUCUUGACGCUGAAGGAGAAGGAGAGGGAUUUGAAACUGGGGGUUGUCAACGGGGUUGGGUUUGUGACGGAGCAGAAGGUUAAGGCCAGGGCCAUCAGUACUGUUGUGGAGAACGAGAAGGUGAAUGGGGUUGGGAUCGUGGGUUCGUCACCGAAAAAUGGUGUUUCGGUUGCUGGGGGUGUACAGGGUGAGAAGUUGCAUUCGGUUUCGCAGGUUGCCGGGCUCAAUAACGCCCAGCAGAAUAAUUUUGGUCAGGGAGGCUGAUUCUUGAUUCAUGGGAAGUGCUUGGCACGGUGGAGUCCAAUCGUAGCUGAUUUGAGCAUCCAGUGAAGUGAAAUCUGUGAGUAGUUUUAGAAGUUAAAAUGCUGGUUUCCUUGUGCUAUGCAUGCCCUUUGAGAUUUAUGUAGAAAAGGUAAUCUGAAGUAGGUUUAGUUUUAUGUUAAACGGCUUUUCAUGUAUGAAUUUAGGAGAUGUUCAAAUUGAAUUCUGGUCCUAUUUGUUUAUGAAGCUGAGUACUCUGUCCAGACAUCUUGACAUUGCUUUGUCCUUGCCUUAGUUUUGCUUUUGGCAAUUUUCUUCU
Molecule: messenger RNA, 1480 nt
Organism: Rhodamnia argentea
Lineage: Eukaryota; Viridiplantae; Streptophyta; Magnoliopsida; Myrtales; Myrtaceae
Exons: 1
Coding region: 235-1164 (309 amino acids)
Source: RefSeq, a predicted model, not a curated record